GUCUGUUCUUUUCAGGACACUCAGUGCCCGUGCUUUCACUGUGUAGUUUUGUCAACAUUCAACUAUACGAUGGGGGAAACCGUCAGAACAAAGACGAAAUUAUUGACACACUUCUCUGCUGCAGCUACUGGGUGUAUUGUUUUUCCAGGGUGUCUUGGAGUAUUUCAACAUUUUGUAUUCCGGCCGUUGUGUUUAUCGUCAGCCAGCGGUCUGGCGUCUGCUUGCGGUCUUGUAUCGGUUUCCGGGUCGGGAAUGGUCGCUUCAGUAGCUGUAAUUGGAUCUUUUGCAGUCUGCAAACAAUUUAUGCAAACUGAAAUGACCGAUACAACUGAAAAUGAGCAGUUACCUGGCAUGAAGGACUGGUAUUCAAUGCCCAUAUAUGGUAUGAUAACUGUAGUGAUAUUUAAAUUAUUUGGUGGGAGAUUUAAGUCUGUAUUACCCAGUCAUCUUCUUAAACCAGGUGCCUUUGCUAGGGUCUCCUCAAGCGCAAGUCUUAGAUAUGCAGAUUCUGCUAAAAGAAAAGUAAUCCAGGGGUUAGGCAACCAAUAUGGCUGCCAUACCUGUGGUGCAUGGUUUAGAGUAUCCAAGUAUAUCGCUGAUCACCAACCGCCAUUGGCAAUAGUAUACAAUAAAAUUAAAUCUGGAGGACAGUUUCAAAAGCAGAAGUUCUUUCCACAUUGUUCUAAAUGUGCUGCUAAUCAAAUGAAGUGCAUUGUACAACAAAUAAAAGACAAGCACUGGUAACCCAUGCCACAUCACUCAGAAGAUAUCAUUUGUUUUUACCACUGCCAUUAUUACUGCCGCCAGAAAGUUUACAAUUUAUAUGGGACAUCUUGCCAUACAGCUGAAAGUUGUUUUUCUGAAUUUAGAAAAAAAGUUCUACACUGAGAAUAAAUAUUAAUAUUCCGGUCAACGUGGGCAUCAGUUAAAAACAUGUGCAUUCACAGAUUUUUUUGGCUUUUUGUCAGAAUUAUUCAAAAAAUUCAAAGAAAACUUUAGUUUUUAUUAUAAUUUAUAAUUCAUGUAAAAGCAAUAAUCUAAUGACAAUUUUGCAAUGAGAAUAAAAAGAUUUUCCACAAAUUGAUUUAAAAAAAACAAAAACAAU
Messenger RNA from Saccoglossus kowalevskii, 1105 nucleotides. RefSeq lists its product as uncharacterized. Lineage: Eukaryota; Metazoa; Hemichordata; Enteropneusta; Harrimaniidae. The record is from RefSeq and is a predicted model, not a curated record.